This is a messenger RNA of Aspergillus clavatus NRRL 1, 1140 nucleotides long. Its product is annotated as terpene synthase family protein. The coding region runs from base 1 to 1140 and encodes 379 amino acids. The record is from RefSeq and is a predicted model, not a curated record. The transcript has 8 exons. NCBI's taxonomy places the organism in Eukaryota, Fungi, Ascomycota, Eurotiomycetes, Eurotiales, Aspergillaceae.
AUGACCGAUUUUCUGAUUCAAGAGCACCCCCUCCGGCUGGGCGAGAAGAGAACACCAGAACAGGAUGGCUAUGUCUCUGUUCGCCUGCCAGACCUCUUCGCGCUAUUCCUGUCUGGAGAUCCAGUAGUCAAUCCGUACUACGAGGUGGUGAGAGCGGAAUCGGAAGCAUGGAUGGCAGAUGAAUGCUCCUUUGACGCGAGGUCCAGACGGAUCCUGAACAAGACCGACUUUUCGUACUUUUGCUCCAUUGCGGCGCCAGAGGCAGGACCAGAGGAGCUGCGCACGGUGUGUGACUGGGGGAACUGGGUUUUCCCCUUUGACGACAUGUUCGAUAAUGGGGGUCUGAAGGAUGACCCUGUCCGAGCCCAGGAACUGAUAGACAGUCUGCUCGCUGGCAUGCUGGACGAGGGCGCCCAGCUACCUGCCGAGGAAGAGAGCCCUCUUGUCCGGGUGCACAAUACCGUCUGGCAGCGGCUAGCCAAGGCUUCUCCUCCCGGUAAACACGUCCCCAGUCAUGGCAAUACCGUCCAACUAACCCAGACCGAUGCAGGCGUUCGACGCAGAUUCGCCAACACGAUGAGAGAUUAUUGUCAGGGAACUUUGGCACAGGUCCGGACGUGCUCGCUGGGCAGGUAUCCGUCUCUGGACGAGAUGCUGGCCUUGCGAAGACAGUCUGCUGGCGUUGCGCCGCUCUUCGCUCUAGUGGAAUACGCCCACAAACUCGACCUUCCCGACGAUGUCUUCGAGUGCCGCAGUAUCAAAGAGAUCGAGCGUAUCGGCAUCGACUUCGUCCUCUUGCAAAACGACAUCCUCUCCUAUUGCAAAGAAGAGAAAGAAGGCGUAACCCACAACGUCGUCGCCAUCUGCCGCCACUCCGGCAUGCCUGCGCAGAUGGCGUUCAGCCACAUCGGCGACAUGCUCGCCGCUCGGUACAGGGCCUGGUACCUGGCGCUGGCGGAGCUACCAAGCUGGGGGGAGUAUGUCGACAUCCAAGUCCAGCAGUAUAUCCGCGGGGUGCAGAAUGUUGUGAUGGCGAAUUUGAACUGGAGUUUUCGGUCCGGGCGAUACUUUGGGGAUGCGAAGGAUGCGGUGCGGAAGUCGAUGACUGUGAAGGUUCUACGGCGGAGUGUGGAUAUAUGA